Molecule: messenger RNA, 594 nt
Organism: Spodoptera exigua (beet armyworm)
Lineage: Eukaryota; Metazoa; Arthropoda; Insecta; Lepidoptera; Noctuidae
Source: the annotation of a GenBank genome assembly
AUGCGAUGUUUCCAGAUGAAGAGCCUGCUCCUCGUAGUAAUGUUGGCAGCGGCAGCCUCAGCCGCCAUCGUCAGCCAGGACAUUGCUGAAGCUCCUGAUGCGAUCGUUGAGUAUGAGGAAAUUCUAUAUAUCGACGAAGCUGAAGUGGCUGCAGUAGAGGCACUUAGCGGAGGCGUUGAAAUUGAAACCCGUCGUAACCUCAGCGUGGGAACCAUCGGCAACAGCAGACUACUUACUACUAGAUAUCAGGCUAGAGGCGCAGUCCCAAAUACAGUCAUCGUCCAGAACAUUGUUUUUAACUUCCCCGCCAGUAUCCGCAUAGCCGCGAUCCGAGUAACGCGAAUGGGAGCCUCACAGAACACCACCCCGUCCAUUGUUUAUGGAGGCCUGAACCGCAACUUUGUGACAAUCAGACUGCAGUCAGCUAGAGGCCGCGGCUACAACUAUAGGAUCCAGAUCUACGGACGCUAAACUACUGCACGUGCUACCUUCGCUAUAUGUUUUCAUUGGAAAGAUACUCGUAGAGAUUAUUUUUAGGUUAAUGUGUGUAAACAUUGUAAUUGUUUAAUAAAAUAUAAUUUUGAAAUUCAUAAA